Orbicella faveolata is the source of this 1453-nucleotide messenger RNA. RefSeq lists its product as uncharacterized. Lineage: Eukaryota; Metazoa; Cnidaria; Anthozoa; Scleractinia; Merulinidae. The record is from RefSeq and is a predicted model, not a curated record. Gene Ontology annotation, cellular component: cytoplasm. Gene Ontology annotation, biological process: intracellular signal transduction; microtubule cytoskeleton organization; protein phosphorylation. Gene Ontology annotation, molecular function: ATP binding; tau-protein kinase activity.
GGGGAAGGGAGGAGUUGCAGCGUUUUUGUCAGUUGUACUUCACUCGUUUUGAUAAUCUCACAAUUCCUUUCCCAGAUUCAACUUUACGAAACAUUUCACACAGAUACAAAGAUUUAUCUUGUAAUGGAGUACGCUUCUGGAGGCGACUUGCUGGAUUAUAUUAACGCGCGAUCAAGGAGAGGAAUAGGGGUUGGUGAAGAGUUGGCUAAAAGCCUGUUUAGACAGCUGGCCGAGGGUGUGGCACACUGUCAUCGGAGAAAUGUCGUGCACAGGGAUCUUAAAUGCGAGAACAUCUUGCUUGAUCAAGACAAAAUCGUAAAAGUAUCAGAUUUUGGAUUUGCCACUCGUUAUCCCACUAACAAGUGUAAACUACUCUCGACUUUUUGUGGAUCGUACGCAUACGCUGCCCCUGAAAUACUGCAGGCGCAGAAAUACGACGGAAAAUGUGCAGACGUGUGGAGCAUGUAAGUACUACAUAGCUUAAUGUGAGUUCUCCAUAUCGCUUACUUCCGGUGGCGAUCCCGGAAAUAAGGUAGGUAGUCAGGUUCAGUGCGUAUAUUCAAAAUUUUUCAAUUUAUUUUGUAUCAAGUGUUUCCUUUAUUUUGCAGGGGUGUUAUUUUAUUUGCCAUGGUGUGUGGUAGAUUGCCUUUCAAUGACAACAGUUUGCACUCGCUAAUUGUACAGACGAAAGGGAAGCUAGCAUUUCCACCUAGAAGUAUGUGUUCACCAGGUAAAGAGAUAACAUAGAUAAAAAAACUGUGAUAACUGUUGAUAAAGUAAGCCUUGUUUCGUCGGCUAAAGCAACAACGCGAGAGUGUUCCCACGCACUUGCAUCCACGUUAUCGGACACCCGCGUUCUUUUCGCGCGUUCAUCUCGCGCGUUUCGUAUCACGAUGUUAAAAACAUUACUUUCCACUUCACUUUCUCAUUGACUGUUACAAUUUUGCUCUCUUUGUCAGAGUGUCAGCAAAUUAUUCGUAGCAUUCUUGCAUGGGACCCUAGGAAGAGAAUAACCAUGCCUCAGAUUUUGAAUCACGUUUGGUUAUCUGGUGAAGCAAGCAAGGUAUGAAUAAAUAACUUCUAAAAGAAAAAAUACCUGCUCUUAAUUUGUUAACUUCCGCUAUUUAAAACUGCGAUACUAUUUUUUCAAUGGCAUAUUAUUUAAAACUACUUAUUCGACAUUCAGAUUCUUUGAGCGUGUUGACUCACAUCGAUCGACCUAUGUUUUGUAAUGCCGAGCUACAAUACCUAAAUCUAAGCCAGUUUAAGCAAGGAACAGCGAUCUCUUUUAACGCGAAAGCAAUUCCUUCCUCACGGCUACUCGUUAUAAAAUAUCACCGAAAGAAACGGAGGCUCUGAGAACCAGUGUGGUGAGAAACUGGGCGAAUUUCCCGUUUGAACAAGUCCGAGGAGUUACUCCCAAAAUAAUUGUGUGGGGGUGUGUGGCCCGCUU